AAAUGCGCCAAGGGAGAACAUUUGGGCAUCAUUCGAUUUCUGAUUUUGCAACGAAGACGUCGCAUUCGGCAUCGGCUAAAAAGCCACCUGGAAAAGCAAUCUCGUGUGCGGUUCGUCUGCGAAACCGGUAAUAGUUCAAUCCGCUGUGCUGUGUUGUGCUUAGGAAAACUCGGAAAAACCGCGCUCAUUUAGCAACUAGCAGAAAUGCGUUGUUUCCUGCCUUUGGUGGCUCUGCUCUUGGCAGCAGCCGUCCACGCUGAUGUCUCCCACCUGGACACGGAUCUCCAGGAGGAUGGCUAUCAUUACAAGCAGCCAUCGGUGCCUUUUCCGCCUCCGGGCUCUGGAAAUGGUAUUGAGGAUUCGGGCAUAGGAUCAGGACCUGCUCCUUCGGCUCCAGCUCCUUCUUAUGGACCCCCACAGACCCAGCCACCUCGUCCACCACCGCAACCAACACCCACGGCUCCUGCUCCGUCUCCAUCUUACGGACCACCGCAGACUCAACCUCCACGUCCACCACCGCAACCCACUCCCUCGGCUCCCGCUCCGUCUCCAUCUUAUGGACCUCCCCAGACGCAGCCACCUCGUCCUCCACCACAGCCAACUCCCUCCGCCCCAGCUCCAUCGUACAGACCCCCACAACCGCAGCCACCGGCACCACAGCCACCAUCUCCACAACCUGGACCAGAGUAUUUGCCUCCAGAUCAGCCCAAGCCACGUCCCACUCCAGCGCGUCCUCAGCCGCCUCCACCACCACCACCAUCUAGGCCACAGCCAACUCCUGGAUACGCUCCACCGCCUCCAGCGCCAUCAAGGCCACAGCCAACUCCAGGAUAUGCACCACCUCCUCCAGCUCCACCAAGGCCGCAACCCACUCCAGGAUACGGACCACCACCGCCCGCUCCUCCAGCUCCACAGCCACCAAGGCCUCAACCACCUCGCCCACAACCACCCAGUCCUCAGCCGCCACGUCCAAAACCAGGAUCUGAGUACCUGCCUCCUCCUGGAGAGAAUGAAGUGACUCCUACUCAACCACAGCCAACUGCUCCUGUGCCGGAAUACGGACCUCCACCAUCACCGCCUGCACCUCCAGCUGGACCCACUUACCAACCACGUCCACCUGCACCACCAGCACCUGCUCCAGGACCCACUUACCAGCCACGUCCUCCAGCACCACCAGCACCUGCACCAGGACCAACUUACCAGCCACGCCCACAGAGUCCUCCGUCACCACCUGCACCCACCUACCAGCCACAACCCCCUGCACCCCCAGCACCUGCACCAGGACCCACCUAUCAACCCCGUCCCCCAGCACCACCAGCACCCACCCAGGAAUACGGACCACCACCUACCAGUGGCGGCGAUGAGGCGGGCUCCCUGGGACCCGAUGGCUACAACUACAACAAGCCUGCCAAGCCCUUUACCUUCUAGAAAAGUACUCAAAACCACUGUCCUGUGAGCCACCAUUGGACCCACAAAAACCCCUGCCACUCGAAUAUUUUUCCAAAUAAAAAAACAAAUCUCAAAAGCCAAA
Messenger RNA from Drosophila eugracilis, 1531 nucleotides. RefSeq names its product vegetative cell wall protein gp1. The transcript is spliced from 2 exons. The record is from RefSeq and is a predicted model, not a curated record. Lineage: Eukaryota; Metazoa; Arthropoda; Insecta; Diptera; Drosophilidae. The coding region runs from base 205 to 1428 and encodes 407 amino acids.